AGCCCCUACUUCACUCCUCUCUCCACUGCAUUCUUCAUCAUCUCCUUGCAUUAGAUAACUUCUUUAAAACCUCCCCACCAAAUCCGAAAAAGACAAUAAUUAUUGCAUUUACAAGCCCUAUUCAAAAAAAAUGUUUCCCUCAACCAACUGCAACAACCCUUUUGAUGAAUCCUUUCUCACAAUAACAAGGCCAUCACCAUCUCCUCCUUCACCAUUCACAUCCUCCUCCCAUCAAAACCUUACCCCCAAACACGACGACAACGACAACGACCUCCUCUUCAACUUCCCCUCGCCCUUCCUCGACGAGCAAGAGUCCCCCUUGAACCAAAUCUUCCUCCGCCCCAUCGAUCCCAAAAAUCUCGUGAAGUCGAAAAUCGAAGAUCAGAUUCCGGCCGCCGCCGCUGCUCCGCCGCCGCGGAGGCAUGCCGGGAAGAAGGACCGGCACAGCAAGAUUUGCACGGCGCAGGGGGUGAGGGAUAGGAGAAUGCGCCUCUCCCUUCAAGCGGCUCGGAAAUUCUUUGAUCUCCAGGAUAUUCUCGGCUACGACAAGGCCAGCAAAACGAUCGAGUGGCUCUUCGCGCAGUCGAGCGAGGCGAUCAAGGAGCUCGCUCACGCGAAGAGAGAGUCCUUCCUCUCCGAAUGCGAAGACCUUUCCGGAAUCGAGGAGAUCAGCUCCAGCGCUGUGGCUCCGGACGCGAAGGCGCUGAGGGAGAAGGCGAGGGCGAGGCGUCGGACGCAAGAGAAAAUGGUGGAUAAGCGCCUCCGUUUCUCUGGUGAUUGUUUCACGCCAAACCCUAGUAUCCCAAUCAACGAAAUUAGGGUUUCUGAGGAGCUGGGAAUGAUUGGGAAAUUUUGGGGGAAUUCGAGCUCUGACUAUCAGUGUGCAGCUUCGGAUCCGGGUUUGGUAGGAUUUCUUGGGAAUUGGGAUGUUUUGAGCAGUGAGAGAUUCCAUUUUUCGGUUGGAAAUCAGGUUUCUUUUGCAGGUAAUCUCGGCUCAGUUUUCUCUGAAUUUCAUUAAUAAAAUAAUUAAGCACUUCUUUUUUGGUUUGGGAAGGGAGAUUGUUCUUCUAGCUAGCCAUAGUUAGUCUUCCUCACCUUGUGUAUAUCAUUUUAAGUAUGGAUUUUCGAGGACUUUAUAUCGAUAUAAUGCUGUAAUUUAUGUUGUAUCAAUGAAGGAUUAAUGUUGAUAUCA
Salvia splendens (bonfire salvia) is the source of this 1192-nucleotide messenger RNA. Its product is annotated as transcription factor TCP12. Gene Ontology annotation, molecular function: sequence-specific DNA binding; DNA-binding transcription factor activity. The coding region runs from base 131 to 1018 and encodes 295 amino acids. Lineage: Eukaryota; Viridiplantae; Streptophyta; Magnoliopsida; Lamiales; Lamiaceae. The record is from RefSeq and is a predicted model, not a curated record. Gene Ontology annotation, cellular component: nucleus. Gene Ontology annotation, biological process: regulation of secondary shoot formation. The transcript has a single exon.